AUGCACUCUCUCAAUUGGAAAACAGACAUCGAAAAUGACAACCAGGUACCCAAGAUCAACUGGACCGCUCUCCAGGAAUUUGCCAUCAGCUUGAGGAACAGCAAAGACGAUAGUUCAACAACCAAAACCUGCCAUAUUCCCCCAAUAUACAACAUGGGUGGCCUCCAUCUAGCCAUAAUUCUCGAAUUCGACGACGGCACGAAAUGGGUAGCGCGAAUCCAACGACACAAACUCACCAGCGAACUUGAGAAACGACUCCUCCACGAAAUCCACACUCUCUCUAUCCUCCACGAGCAAACAGACGUCCCCGUCCCAGAAGUCUUCGGCUACGAGACUGACCCAGAUCUUAUUGGCCGUGCAUUCAUGAUAAUGGAGUUCAUUCCCGGAAACACAGGAACGGACUUUAUGGGGCCGCAUAGUUUCCAUAUACCCUCUCAAUUCAAAACCAAAUUCUACCACGAAAUAUCCCGCAUACAUGCAAGUCUCUCACAAACCCCAGAGCCCCCAGCAGCGAUGUCAACAAUCCGGUUCCCGAAAAUCGGCAUGAUCGCCAAGCGCGACGACGGAACAUACGAGAUCGAAGCGAUACCAGGUCUAGGGGGACCAUUCAACACAACAACAGAGUAUUUCGCAGCAUGGGGCGAGCACACCAAGUUUCCGGAAACAGAGGUAUGGAUGAGAGAUCAUCUACCGGAAGAAUAUGCGGACGAGGUCGUGACAUCGAUUGGUGAUUACCCACGACGGAUCAAAGAGCAGCGGUUCGAUAUCACGGUUCGAAAUGAGGGUCCUUUCCCGCUUAGACAUACCGACUUCCUGCAUAGCAAUGUCAUUGUCGAUGCCGAGUUUAAUGUACUUUCUGUUAUUGACUGGGAACAUGCUGGAACGGUUCCCUGGGAGAGGGUUGAAUUCCCUAUUUUCCUGUCAACGCUUCCUCCUGCCCUGGAUUUUCCAUGGAAAUAUGGUGCCGAUGGAAAGCCGUUGGAUGAUGAUACCAGGAAGGAUUGGGAGGAGCGAGAAAAUUAUGUGCGCAGCGUUGAAGAGGCUGAGAAGGAAAUGGGGUAUGACGAUAGGCUUUCUUCAAUGCUGGGGUCGAUGUACUAUCAGAAUCUGGCCGCUUGUUUUACAAGGUAUGAAGAAGGGAAGCUUGGUGUUUAUUGUAGAGCGCUGGAUGAGUUUACGCCAGAUAAAUCUGUUGGAUAA
Molecule: messenger RNA, 1200 nt
Organism: Penicillium samsonianum
Lineage: Eukaryota; Fungi; Ascomycota; Eurotiomycetes; Eurotiales; Aspergillaceae
Product: phosphotransferase family protein
Exons: 2
Coding region: 1-1200 (399 amino acids)
Source: RefSeq, a predicted model, not a curated record